GUCAACAGCAGUCAACACAGACGCCAUCGUUCCUGUUGUGCAAAAAACAAGAAGGACUCAAAUCAAAGGUGCUGUAGCUAAUGUCCAUGGAUCCAUAUCACUACCAGGGAGUAACUCAAACUGUACCACCUGAUGUCAGAAACUCUCAACUCUGCCUUUCAGGGUUCAAGGCAAUCCAUGAUGGACUCCAGGUCUCGCAGACUUCCUUUUUGUCUGUCCAGCGCGAGGUCAUCCUACACAUCCAGUCCCACAGUCUCCUCCUCAUCACUGGGCUCCAGUAGGUUGUACAGUCGGGACACCACGCUUAAUAAUGACCGAUUCCCAAGAGCAUCAUCGGCUUACAAAGCAGACCUGGACCAACAGAAUUCUCGUCUCCUGAGCUCAUCCAGAGACUACAGCAGCUCUGACAGUCACUCCACCAGCUGGAAGUUGCCCACUUCUCUGACGUCCUCCAGCAGAUCUUAUGAUCGCCCGUGGGCUGAAUCCUCUCUGAGCAGCAGGAGCAAACUGACUGAUUCUGAGGGGAGGCUGGGGAUGCGCUCAGGUCUGUUGAACGCCAGUGAUGAUGGCGAUUCUAAAAGGGCCAAACUGUCAUACAGCAACAGAGGACUGUACUCGAGAACGCCUAGCAGCUCUGUUGCAGGAUCCACCUAUUCCACUAAUGGGCUUAGCAGUGGCAGAGGUAUAAGUGAAAAACAAAAUGACACGUUUGAUCCAUCGUGGAGCUCAUGUCGUUUACUCUCCCGGUCGUCAUCUUCCUCCUCAAACCCGCUGUUGUCCAGGAGAGAGCAGGAGACGAAGAACGAGCCCAGUCUCUCAAGUUUGGGAGAAAGAAGAAUGAGGAAUCCUGGAGUGGCCUCCUCACUGUAUCAGACAGACAGAGUGACUUCCACAUAUGCACAGGGAGCUCGGCCCAAAGAGACUGCCUACUCUUCCUCUUUGUCCUCCUCCGCUGCCAGAGAAAGCUCCCUAAAUCGCCACCUCUCAUCUUCCAGCUCCCACCGGUCCUCUCCUCUUGUGCGCGACUCGAGCAGCAGAACCACAGCCCGUUUCCUGAACGGCUCAUCCACCCUCCACUCAUCUCAGGAACAAACAGGAAAGCAUGAAUCCUCCUCAGAUGUCUCCUCCUCUUACUCCUCCCACACCCCCUGGUACACAACCCCCCUGGCCAGACCAGAGGCCACGCUCCCUCCAAGGCCGGCCCCUGAAGGUGGAGAGCCAGAGGGCCGUCGCUCCACACGACGCCUUUUGUCCCGUCUGUUUUCACGGCGCUCCAGCCAAGACUCAUCCAGUGGAUCUUCCAGUGUUCGCUCGCUCGACGAUGACAGUCCGUCAACUGGUGGAGAGUCUGUGGACAGUGACGAGGGAGCCAGGAUGUCCAGUCUAGACGCUGAGGCCGGGGGGUCCGAGACGAACUUGGGUAGCCUCAGGAAUCGAAGACCAGAACUCUCCCCUAUCCAGGAAGACAACAGCGAUGGCUAUCGUAGUGGCCUGGCUCGGUCCAGAAUGGCAUCGUGGAGAGAGCCUAGCGUCAGCAGCAGUAGUAACACCAGCAGGGGAGGAGGCAGCGGCUCCUCCUGGCUUUCCUCCUCUCUUCGCGGGCGCUGCCCUCCCCUACUUUCUCGCCUCAGAAGACACACGAGGAACGAGAGCGCACACUCAGCUGCAGGCUCAGAAGAGGGCUACAGCCAUCCACAGCAUUUCCUGAGAAGGUGGGACAACCUUGAGCAUAAAGCAUCACAGGAAGAUGAUGAUGACGAGGAGGAGGAGGAUGAUGAUGAGAAUGAAGAAGAGGAAGGAGCAGUUGGUUUAGAGGCCUUUGGGGCAGGUCGUCCCUGCAGACUCGAGGAUGAAACAUUACCUGAACUUGAAGAUGCCUCAGUUGGGUUUUCGCCGCGCCGCAGAGUCGCUGUAUAUGAAAACAUUUCAGUUUCUAUGGGUCCAUUAAGUGGUGUUGAGAGUCAGCUGGACAGCCAGAAGGAGAAGCCCAUUUCCAGUAGGGAUCAAGAGAAGCUGCGCAAGAUCAAGGAGAGACUGCUUCUGGAGGAUUCUGAUGAGGAAGAAGGCGACCUUUGCCGUAUCUGCCAGAUGGGGGAGGAAUCCGCUUCCAACCCUUUGAUUCAGCCGUGCCGCUGCACCGGCAGUCUGCAAUAUGUUCACCAGGAAUGCAUCAAGAGGUGGCUUCGCUCCAAAAUUGGCUCAGGUACAAACCUUGAGGCCAUCACAACAUGUGAACUCUGCAAGGAGAAGCUGCGCUUAAACAUUGACAACUUUGACAUUCAGGAGUUAUACAGGACACAUGUACAAUCAGAAUAUGAUGAGUUCAUCAGCAGCGGCCUCUAUCUGGUGGUGCUGCUGCAUUUCUGUGAACAGAGGUUCUCUGAUGUCCUGGGAGCUGUCGAUGCAGCUGGGUUAUUCAACCUGGUGAGAAUCCUUCAUGAACACAUGGACAAUCUUGAAAUUCCCCAUGGGGAGAGUGACGAAGAGGUGCGAGACAACAGACCGUCUAUUGAGUUUUCUGACUUGGAUGACGAUCUUGAAGAGGAGUACUAAUGAAUGUGGUGAAAUGAGGGUUAAAAAAAAGUGGGUCAGAUUAUCUGAGGUUCCACACCAUAUGGUAGCUCACCCAGUUUUCACACAUGCUUUGACAUCGUCGUGUUCAUCUGAAAUGCAAGUGAGAGAUGCCAAGUGCACAGAAAAUGUCUCGCCUUUGUUGCAGGUGGCUUUUGCAAAUAUGCAAACUUGAAAUGAACUAGUGCAUAAAAUAUUCUGUCUGACACCACUGUAUUUCUGUUUCUGAGUGCACUUUAUUCAAUUAUAAUUAAAUAAAAAUGCAAGUCUUUUUAACUGUUAUACCACAAGUGCUUUAAUGUUGAAAUAAGGCAGAAAUAGAAGGACAACAGUGACGAGCGUUGAUUUGUACUUAAGUUGUGAUGGUAAGACGAACGCUUUUGGGAGAGAACAGAAAAAAAAUGAUGAUUAUUUACUUUUAUUGUCUUCUGAUUUUUCCCACUGAGAAUAUGUUUUAAAAAAAAAAGGUAACUUACCCAUCAACAAAUUUUCUUCAUCUUUGUUUCUGUGUUUGAAAUGCUUUAUGUAUGUACAACUCUAGUUUCAUGCUUUUAAUUUUGGGAAUAAAGAUUGAAUGCAGACUGA
Lates calcarifer (barramundi perch) is the source of this 3156-nucleotide messenger RNA. It is a transcript of the gene marchf7, whose product is annotated as membrane-associated ring finger (C3HC4) 7. Gene Ontology annotation, molecular function: zinc ion binding. The transcript is spliced from 12 exons. NCBI's taxonomy places the organism in Eukaryota, Metazoa, Chordata, Actinopteri, Centropomidae. The record is from RefSeq and is a predicted model, not a curated record. The coding region runs from base 133 to 2553 and encodes 806 amino acids.